AUCGUGACAUCAUUGAGCAACAUGGCGGCCUUCCUGGAGGCAACGUUGUGUUGGUAAUUCUGUUAACUUCACCGAUCGGAAAGCUCUGCUUUUCGUGAAGAUGAAGACCUUCUGCGGGAGAGUGAACCCGACCACCGGAGCUCUGGACUGGGUGGAGGAGGGCGACGAGUACGACUACCAUCAGGAGAUAGCCAGGUCGUGUUAUGCUGAUAUGCUGCACGAUCAUGACCGGAAUAAAAAGUACUAUCAGGGCAUCCGGGCCGCUGUGACCCGACUAAAGGCUCGAGAUGAGAGAGUCGUGGUUCUGGACAUUGGGACCGGAACCGGCCUGCUGUCCAUGAUGGCCGUCACUGCCGGAGCGGACUUCUGCUACGCUGUGGAGGUUUUUAAGCCCAUGGCUGAAGCAGCUCAGAGCAUCGUGGAGAAAAAUGGCUUUUCUGAAAAGAUUAAGAUAAUUAAUAAACAUUCAACAGACGUGACAGUCGGACCAGGUGGAGAUAUGCAGGAAAAGGCUAAUUUAUUGAUCACAGAACUGUUCGACACGGAGCUGAUCGGUGAAGGAGCUCUGCCCAGCUAUGAGCACGCUCACCAAAACCUGGUCCAGGUGGGCUGUGAGGCGGUCCCUCACCGGGCCACCGUCUACGCUCUGCUGGUGGAGUCGGAGCUGCUGUGGAGCUGGACGCAGCUGCAGCCGGUGGAGGUGGAGGGGUCUCGUCUGGCCCCGCCCCCCGCCAUCGGCCGCUGCGCCGGAGCUCAUUCAGUGUGUGACAUCCAGCUGAGCCAGGUCCCCCCCACCAGCUUCACCCCCCUGAGUCUGGUCUGCUCCAUGUUCAGGGUGGACUUCAGUAAACCGCUCAGCGGGGGGGUUCGGGCACACUCCUCCAGGUUUGUGGCUCAGACUGGAGGUCGGGCUCAGGUGGUCCUGUCCUGGUGGGACCUGGACAUGGAUCCCAGUGGAAGCACUGUGUGCUCCAUGGCUCCCAGCUGGACCUACCCACACCCGAAGAYGGCCCCGUGGCGGGAUCACUGGAUGCAGAGUGUUUACUUCCUGCCUGUUGAAAGUCCGGUGACUCAGGGAGACCAGCUCAGUCUGACGGUCUGCCAUGACGACUACAGUCUGUGGUACGACUUGAAGUCUAACAGUCAGCAGGAGGCGCAGUCUGAGUCACCUCCCCCUCGGCCUUGUUGCACCUGCCAGGCUCACCUGGUUUGGACUCGGCCUCGUUUCGGUGAACUCAACGACCGGCAGCGGACGCAGAGCUACGUCGGCGCUCUUCGCAGCGUUCUGAGUGAGGACAGUGUGGGUCUGUCUGUCAGCGAUGGAAGUCUGCUUCCUGUGUUCGCUCACAUGCUGGGAGCCAAGAAGGUGUUCAGUUUGGAAAACUCCAGAAUGUCUAAACAAGUGAUUGAGCAGGUGUUGGAAGUGAACUCCAUGACAGGAGGAGUUGAACUUCUGGAGGUCAGACCCGAGCAGCUGACCCUUCAGGAUCUUGGAGGAGAAAAGGUUUCUAUCCUCAUGGGGGAGCCGUUCUUCAGCUCCAGCCUGCUGCCGUGGCACUCCCUGUUUUUCUGGUACUGUCGCACCGCUGUGGCGGGUCUGCUGCAGCCCAACCCCACCAUCCUGCCCUGCUCCGCCUCCCUGCACAUGGUGGCUGUGGAGUUCCAGGAUUUGUGGAGGAUAAGAGCUCCAUGUGGAACAUGUGAGGGCUUCGAUGUCACCCCCAUGGAUGAAAUGGUCCAGCGGUCUCUGGAUUUCCGUGAGUCUCGMGAGGCGGAGCCCCACCCCCUGUGGGAGUAUCCAUGUCGAGCUCUCACUCAGCCUGCCGCCGUCAUGACGUUCGACUUCACACAGUGUGUCCCUCAACAGCCAAUCAGCAGCCAGGGUUCACUGCCUUUCACACGGACCGGUUGUUGCCACGGUGUCGCCUUAUGGAUGGAAUUCCAUCUAACUGAUGACAUCACAGUCAGCGCGGGUCUGACUGGACCAAUCAGCGAAGAGGGAGCCUGUGAGUGGACUCGACACAGGAAGCAGGGAGUUUAUUUCUUCAGGUCGGCCUGCGACAGCUCAGGUGAUGCCAGGACUGCAGUAUCUUACAGCUUCACCUUUGAACCAAGUCUAGGCGACAUUAAGAUGGACUUUAGUGUCACAAGUCAGUGAUGAUCAUCUGUCACUGACUGAAGAACUGACUGUUUUUUUGUUUUAGUGGCUAUUUUAUUACUACAAUGACUGAAAACGUUUACAUGGCUUAAUGCCUCAGGUUUAUAUCAGAGAUGAACAAUUAYCAUGAAUUAACAGGAACUCAGUCUAGCAAAACCAAAAGAUUCUUUUUUUGUUUUAUUUUUAUUUAGUUUCAGUUGAAUUAUCAUUUCAAUUAAUGUAAUGAAAUAAUUCUGGUGCAUUUCUAGUUAAUCUCUACUUUAGUUCAGUUUGUCCUCAACUUCACACUAAACAAAGCAACAAGCUGGAAAUUUUUGCAGCUUGAAAAAUCACAUUUUAUACAUUGGAAUAUUUGCGUUGGCCAAUUUAAAAAUAAACUUUAGUCCUUGGAACAACCAGUUUAAUCAAAUCUUAGGUCAYAUUUUGUAUAACUUCUUAUUUCCCUGAAUUAUUUGGGGACUUUGUUAAAUGGGUCAGCUAAACUGCAUUUCUGCAAACAAGUCUUUGUUAAAUACAGAAAUCUGAAAUAAAUCACAGCCAAACAUGA
Molecule: messenger RNA, 2705 nt
Organism: Austrofundulus limnaeus
Lineage: Eukaryota; Metazoa; Chordata; Actinopteri; Cyprinodontiformes; Rivulidae
Gene: prmt7
Product: protein arginine methyltransferase 7
Exons: 17
Coding region: 101-2158 (685 amino acids)
Biological process (GO): peptidyl-arginine methylation, to asymmetrical-dimethyl arginine; chromatin remodeling
Molecular function (GO): protein-arginine N-methyltransferase activity; histone methyltransferase activity
Source: RefSeq, a predicted model, not a curated record